Molecule: messenger RNA, 2598 nt
Organism: Dichomitus squalens LYAD-421 SS1
Lineage: Eukaryota; Fungi; Basidiomycota; Agaricomycetes; Polyporales; Polyporaceae
Product: HD-domain/PDEase-like protein
Exons: 9
Coding region: 1-2130 (709 amino acids)
Biological process (GO): signal transduction
Molecular function (GO): 3',5'-cyclic-nucleotide phosphodiesterase activity
Source: RefSeq, a predicted model, not a curated record
AUGCCAGCAAGCACACACCACGCAGCGGCCGCUGGCCUGCGCCAGGGCGAGGGCCUCGACGGCGCAGGCCGACGACGUCCUGCUUGCGAUUUCGAUCUCCCGGGUCCGGAAGCCGCGCCGAAGCAGGACAGACACCGAGCUGCUCCCGGCUUCGCGGGAGAAACACCCCGGCUGCUGUGCACGCACCGCGCCGUCCUUCCGCGGCACGCUCGUCUGUGCGCUCUUCUCAUUGGCGGGCUCGCCCUCGCCCUCAGCGACGAGCGUCGUGGACACGGUUGGGGAGGCUGGGAGGAAACAGACUGCGGCGAAACCAGAUAUGCCGAGGUCCUCAUAGACGUCCGUCUCCACACCGAGACCAUCGUCAGCCAAGAGGGCGAUCAGCCGCCGUCAUGGGUGGACGUGGAUCCCGACACCCGCCAACGCCUCAUCCACUCCCUCAGCUCCUGGCAUUUCGAGCCUCAUAAACUCCCCGAAGAAGAGAUCCUAGCAUGCUCUUACAUCCUCUUUGAGGCUCUCUUUCGGAUAGAGCACAUGCACGACUCGAUAUCUGUCCCUCUAAAUUGUCUAGCCACGUUCGUGCAGCAUCUACGCCAGCUCUAUCGGCAAGGCAAUUCAUACCACAACUUCCAGCACGCUCUAGACGUCUUUCAGGCUGUAUACUUCUUCCUAUAUUGCGCUGGCGUCGUCCCCUCUGUCACCAUCCUUCUCGAGGACGGCCGUACAUGGGAACGAGAUAAGACCCAAUGCGAUCCCCUCGUCUCGUGCCUGACUCAUGAGGACCUAUUUGCGCUCUACGUCGCAGCGGUCGGUCAUGACGUUGGUCAUCCAGGUUUAACAAACGCCUUCAUGCGGAACGCUAAGACGCCGCUGUCGGUCGUUUACGACGACAAGUCCGUCCUGGAGCAGAUGCACUAUUCCCUCAUCAUGCAGAUUAUGCGGCAUAAUAACCUUGGCUUCCUGCUCGAUCGUCCUCUCACUGGCUCGACGUUCCGCAAGCUGCUCCUUGGCGCGGUUCUUGCCACGGAUAUGGGCGUACACUUCGACUUCAUGACAGAGUUCGCGAAUCUCCUAAAGGGCGCCGACUUCCCGGAGUUAAAGAGGCGCGUCCUGGUGUGUCAAGCUCUGAUCAAGUGCGCGGAUAUCAGUAACCCGAGCCGACCGUAUCUUGUUUCGCAACACUGGGCAGCAGCGCUAGAGUCGGAAUGGAGCAGUCAGCUCCUCCUGGAGAAGCACCUUCACCUGCCUCUGUCAGUGAAGCCUUCAGAUAGUCGGGUGGGCGAGGCGAACGGCCAGUUAUGGUUCAACAAGACCUUCGCACGUCCGCUCUUCGAGCUUGUCGCGCAGGGCAUCCCAUCAAUGGAACGCUUUGCCCACCAAACACGGGAGAAUUUCGCCUUGUGGCAAGCGCGUGCUGCUGAGCUCGCCACAGAACCGCCAGAUGAUUCCGACACGGUCGCUGGCACGCCUCUGGCAUGGCCGUCUCAGGUGCCGAAUGACUUCCUGACCGCGUUUCCUCCCGCCCUCCCUCCGUCGUUCCGGCUACCCGAAGAUCCGCUCUACCCGUCCUUCUACCACCCCCACCAUCGCUUCUCGAGCGCAGAGCCCAGUUCGUCUUCGGAUUCUACCCCCAGCCAGUACGAGAGCUGCGAGUCGUCGUGGCCCUCUCCUGCCUUAUCACCUGCGCUCGACCCUUCGCCAGCACUAGCGUCUCCGAUAACAGUGCUCCCUCCACGGCUGGAGUUGCAAACCCUUACGAGCCCCCACUCGCGCGCGCCCAGCGUCGCGUCCACCAUCCCCUCGUCGGCCGGCAGUCUGUGCAGCAUGACGAGCGAGGCGACCGCCGCGAUCCGCGCGGCGUACAAGGCGAGCGUCCGCAAGAAGAAGAGCUUCCACCGCGCGUCGUGGAACCCGUCCCCGACCCACGCUGCGCCAGCAGCGUUCGGACUGGAACAGGGGCGGAGCCCGGUCUCCCCCGGGGGCAAUGGGGACAGCCCGAUGAGCUUGAGCGCGGGCUCGCCGAGCACGGGCACCCUCACGCCUAGCCCGCUCACCCCGGAGGGGAACGCGGCGGGGCCGGGGGCGGGCGGACCGGUGCUGCUGAAGACGGCGCUCGUGUCUGCGUCGUCGUGACCCGCCCCUAGGCGUCUUCUUCCCCGCGUGCAGUCAGUCGCCCGCUGAUGAGAUCCGUUCUACCUGCAUGCUCGUUUGGGUUUGGCUGCUUGAAUGUGAAUGAUGAUGUUAUGGCAUGGCACGCGGGCGAUGCGCUUUGGCGGGUCCUGCUGUGUAAUGCGUACGAUCGCCCAUCUGUAUCUAUCUAUCUCCGCUAUCUCAGUCCGUUCUCUGUCCGUUCUGCCUCCGUGUCUGUCUGUCGUCGUCGUCCUGUCUGUCUCGUUCUGCCCUGCCCUGUCUUGUGUCGUGUCGUUCGUGCCGUAUCGCUAUGGCUGCCUGUCCUCUUUCGUACAUCUCUGUUCACGUCUGCUCUUCGGUCAUCCUCGAUCAUCUCUAGCGUUUCUUCAUGUCGACAUUUGCAUCAUCGCUCGGGUUCGGACAUUCGCAUCGUAUUCGGAACCUCGGCUAUAUCCAUAUGUUCAUCUCGAC